AUGAAGUUCUUCUCCCAGCUCCUGGUGCUGGGUUUCGCUGCGGAGGCAACCGUUGCUAGCAGCUGGUUCAGCAAAUCUGUGUACAAUAAGUGGCACGAAACCGAGCUUGAGAGAUGGCUUUCCGACCACAACGUCCCAUACCCAACUCCGUACGAUCGAGCCCAGCUGGAGGCUGCCGUCAAGGAAAAUUGGCAAACCAAGAUCUCUCAGCCAUAUAGUGACUGGGAUUCCGCUCAGCUCAGUGCAUAUUUGAAGCAGAAGGGUGUCGAGACCAAGGACGCUGCCGCAGAGAACACGGAGGGUCUGGUCGCUCAGGUCAAGAAUUAUUGGUACGAGACUGAAGACAAGGCCGAGGACGCUUGGUCGAGUGUUAAGGAUUGGGUCUUUGACAGCUGGACUGAGUCUCAACUCAAAUCCUUCGCAGAUAAGCAUGGUAUUCCAGUUCCCCAACCUCGUGCCAGAGAUACUCUUCUCCAGAAGGUACGCUCCGGCUACGAGACUGCUGCCCAAAAGGCCGGUGAGACUGUUGCAUAUCCCGGCAACUGGAUUUACCAGUCCUGGUCUGAGUCCGAUCUCAAGGAAUGGCUUGAUUUGCACGGCAUUCCCGCUCCUCAACCAACUACCCGUGACAAGUUGAUUGCCAGUGUUCGCCGAAACGCUCGUAUUGCAAGUUUGAGGGCCGCCGAUUUGCAGGCUUCUGCCUCCAAGUCUGCUGCUGCUGCCGCCGAGACCUUGAGCGACAAGCUCCUCGAUUCUUGGUCCGAUUCUCAAAUCAAGGAGUGGGCCGACAAGAACGGGAUCAAGGUCCCUCAGGGAAGCCGAAGGAACGAGCUGUUAGCAAUCGCCCGUAAGCACCGUGCUCAACUCACUGGCGACAACGUUUCCUAUUCUGCAAAGAGUGCCGCAAGCAAGGCCAGCUCUUCUGGAGCAUCUGCCUAUGGUGCUGCUACUUCCCGAGCCGGCAACGAGUACGCCAAGGCCACAGAUGAUGCUGCACUGAAGGCUGAAGAUCUUUUCAAGAAGGCAACUGCAACAUGGAGCGAGUCUCGUCUCAAGGCGUAUCUUGACGCCCGUGGCGUCCCAGUUCCCCAAAGUGGCAAGAAGGAUGAGCUUUUGGCUGCCGUUCGCCUCAACAGACACAAGGCUGCCACCGGCUGGUCUGCUUGGACUUUCGAUACCUGGACUACAGAAAAUCUCAAGAAGUAUCUCGCUUCCUCUGGAAAUAAGGCUGCUGAAAAGGCUAGCAAGCAAGCUGAUGCUACUCGCGAACAGCUGCUCUCGGCUGCUCAAGAUGCCUACGCUUCUGCUUCAAAGACCGGUGGUGUUGGCUAUGCCUCUGUCACUUCAUACCUCGCCAAGCAGACCGAGGCUGCAAAGGACUCUAUCUUCGAUACCUGGUCAGAGUCAGAGCUCAAGAACUAUUUGGAUUCCUACGGAUUUGAUGUUCCUCAGGGAUCAACCAAGAACCAAUUGAUCGCUUAUGCUCGUAACUCAAGAAAUUACUUCCAAUAUGGCACAACUACUCCUCAAGGGACGCUCUGGGCCAAACUCGCCAACAGUAUUCAGUACGUCAAGGACCAAUUGAGCUUUGGUGCUGCUGCAGGACGCAAGCAAGCUGAGUAUCAAGCCGGAAAGGGUGCUGAUGCUGUGAAGGAAGGCGUCACCUAUGCGACCCAUCGUGCGGGUGAGGCUGCCCAAAAAGCAAAGCACCAGAUCAAAGAGGAAUUGUGA
Cadophora gregata is the source of this 1731-nucleotide messenger RNA. RefSeq lists its product as uncharacterized. The coding region runs from base 1 to 1731 and encodes 576 amino acids. The record is from RefSeq and is a predicted model, not a curated record. Lineage: Eukaryota; Fungi; Ascomycota; Leotiomycetes; Helotiales; Ploettnerulaceae. The transcript is spliced from 7 exons.